AUGCCUGAGCGUACUGUUCUUGUUACAGGUGCCACCGGCCUUCUCGGGCGGGAAGUGUCUGCGGCUUUUGGGCUCAAGAAUUGGGAAGUUAAGGGAACAGGUUAUUCCCGUGCAGACGGAAUCAACACUUUCAAAGUCGAUCUAGGCAAUGAGAAUGAAGUAUCAAGUUUUCUAGAUGAGACCAAGUUUGUGCCCUUCUCCCUCAGCGCUGCACAACGUUUCCCAGACAAGGUUGACAAAGAUCCCGAGGGAGCUAGGGCACUCAACGUCGCCGCGAGCAAGGCACUCGCUAGAUUGGCUGCCGAAAGGAACAUCUUUCUCAUCUACAUCUCCACUGACUACGUCUUCCCUGGUGUGCCCGGAGAUGCCCCAUACGAGGCUGAUGCCGAACCUCGACCGACCAAUCUUUAUGGCCAGACCAAGCUCGAUGGCGAGCGCGCCGUUUUAGAAACUUUCAAGGAAGCUGGCAAGGAAGGUUUGGGCGUUGUGCUUCGAGUUCCUGUCCUCUAUGGCAAUGCUGAGACACCGUCUGAGAGUGCUGUCAACGUUUUGAUGGAUGCUCUUUGGAAGGCCCAAACACAGGGAGCCCAAAUUAGCAUGGACCACUGGGCUCUUCGAUAUCCCACGAACACUGAAGACAUUGGUCGAGUCUGUCACGAUAUCUCGGCCAAGUAUCUCGAUACUCCCAGCAGCGAUCGAGCGUCGCUUCCAAGUAUUCUUCAAUUCUCUUCUGAAGAUCGGAUGACCAAGUACGAGAUAGUAGCCCUGUUUGGCGAGAUCAUGGGUUUGUCAACGGAAGGGAUCAAGCCCAACACCGAAGGGAAUGACCCAAAUGCCAGUGUGCAGCGACCCUACGACUGCCACUUGAGUACCAAGGCCCUGAAGGACUUGGGUGUUGACGUUUCGACCCCCUGGGAAGGCCACGGGGUUCUUUUGCUGAUUCAUUCGUUCGAGAGGAAUGGCAUCAUGGAAGUCAUCGAAAUUGUUACUAUUGGUACUGGAAUGGGCGCUCAACGACUCGAAGGGAUGAGUUGGGACCUCGGCCCUUCGCAUACAGGGUACGUAUCUGGCUUCAUACCAGAGCCUUUACUAUUGCAAGCUGCUGCAUACCAUUGUCGCUAUUGCAUCGAAUUAUAUUACAUUGCUCACUGUCGCAGUCCAAGUCGAAGUCCCAGUCGCAGUCGUCCUCGAGGCUCAGACUUCUUCAAACCCCUUCCACCGACAUCUGCGUUUGACCUCUCACCACCAGAUUCACCUAUACUGCGCACAGUACCGUCUGCCAGUGAUAUUGCGCGAUUCAAAAGUCGUAACCUUCUCGCCUUACGGAUCAACACUGAAACUGCCGAGCGCGCUGCAAAACUCGAACGAGAAGAACUUGAGCGGCAAGAACAAGAGGCAGAACGUUUGGCUGACACAGUUGCCCGUCUUGAGGCUGAGAACGACCGUAUUCUCGUCGAACAGAAGAAGCGUGAUCUUGCGCGCAUACACGCACAGCUCCCAACCCCGUCUCCAAGAUUUCCAAGAUUAUUUGUCCUUGACAAGCUUCCUUUCCUGUACCGCAGCAAGCGAUCGAAUGCUGUAAUAAGCCAAGCCGGCACGCCAAGCCCUGGGGCACCAACUAUCUUUUCUCUCGAUUUCAGCCGUUCCAACAGUCCUGAGGAAUCUUCUUCACCAGACAAGAUGAGCUUUAUAGAACAGGGCGGUAAAGGCAUAGUGCCGGGCACUGAUGCGCCAACUUCUGCUAUUAAUGGGGGCGAAAGGCGUGUGUGUGUACGAUGCCUCUCUUCCGUGAUCAAUCUCCCCGUCAAUGCCGACACCUCUCCCGUAGAUAUCAUCUACUCGACUGCCAACUUGACAAGUCAUGACAUCGACCCCAAGGCUAGUGUUUUGAUCGAAUGCUAUGUAGAGCUAGGUCUUGAGCGACGGCUUCGCCGUUACGAGCGUAUCCGCGACGUUAUGAACUCAUGGGAUCGGGACCAGCAGAACUCUCUUUUGGUUGUUACAAACGAUAUCUCGCAGAGUAACGAUUCUGAUCUUGACUUCAAAUCAGUGCCACGGACUCCAACACCUCCUCCCGGUUUUACUCUGCAGAUGUAUCAUUCAUCUAGACCAGGCAAAUGGAACAAACGAUGGAUCACCUUGCUGGAAUCUGGUCAAAUGUUUGCCUCUAAGAAGCCUGAUUCAAAGGUUUCGGAUAAGGACAGUACAGUUUUAUGCCAUCUGUCAGACUUUGAUAUUUACACGCCAAGGGAGAGCGAGGCUAGGCGUCAUUUGAAGGCACCACGACGUUUUUGCUAUGCAGUGAAGAGCCAGCAAAAGACCUUCGUUUUCCCCAAUGGCGAAAACUUCGUUCACUUUUUCUGUGCCGAAGACGGACAAAUUGCUAGGCGAUUCCUGGAGCUUGUGCAGCGCUGGCGAAGUUGGUACCUGGUCAACAAGCAAGUUGACUUCGAAAAAAAGGAGAACAAGACACCUCAGAUCUCUAUGGGCUUAGACAGUCGAAAAUCUCCAAAGGCCAUGUCCAGGUCAAAGAGUACGGCUGCCAAAGGACACAGCACUCAAGCUUCUGUCGAUGAGACUCCCUACACAAUAGGCGCUUUUCAGCCGCUCCUUGACAUGGACCGGUUUGACAAGCCUCUUGAGGAAUUUGGCAAGGAUUUGAAUCAGCAAAAGAACAAGGAUGAGCCCGACUCCGAUCCCGAAUUCAAGACCGGACUCGUCCGUAAGGCCACUUGCAAACAGCCAAAUGUUUUGUCCAAGUCCAAAUCCGUGCACCAUAAGCAUAUAUCACCAGCGGAGGAAAAUCAGUUUUCUCCUGCUGGACUCUUGGGUCAAGGCUACGAGGAGAAGCGCAAGAUAGCAGAACGAGCACCUACGAUCAGUCCCGUUACUACAAAUGCGGCUUUCACAAAGGGAGCGUCGCUGUUGGGCCAAGGCUACGAGCAAAAGCGCAAGAUAUCUGAACGAACGCCAGUUAACAACAGUGUGCCUUCGACUAACGCAGCUUUCACCGAUGGACCUUCUCUACUGAAUGGAGGCGUGCUUUCACCUACAACACCCAGGGAAAAUACGACAGACUCUAAAUCAUGGUUUCCUCUAGGUACGGACCAGUCUGCACGGCCCAGCUAUCGCAGUCGAUCUGUUCGAGACACAAGCAGACAACCUGUCGCUGACAACGUUCCUGACAUGCCACAACAACCUCUAGUCAACUUGACCAACAGUUUUCCCGAGCCACCUCGAUGGCGUGAAAACAAAAACAAGGGCCAUGGUGUAAAGGCUCCGGCAGGCGGUCCUCUAAUUAGCCUUGCCACAGGCGGUCAAAGUAACAAUAUGUUCGGUACCCGCAGCACUUCUGGUCUUGUCAACCAGUCGCGCGUUCCGCUCUCGUCUUCGACCAUGACUGUCGGCAGUCGUCCUCGGAGCCGAUCUACUGCAGGAAUGCAGCAGCCACCGAGCCAUGCUCCCCCUGUGCCCCCUGUGCCAAUCCGCUCCUUGCGCCGGGAGAUGACGGCUCCAGUCGAUCAGUCUCGCGGUCGCGAUCCCCGUCCUCGAGAACCUCUGAUCAACCGCGCUGGGACAGUUGGUCACUCGUCAAGGAUCUGA
Molecule: messenger RNA, 3603 nt
Organism: Fusarium coffeatum
Lineage: Eukaryota; Fungi; Ascomycota; Sordariomycetes; Hypocreales; Nectriaceae
Exons: 7
Coding region: 1-3603 (1200 amino acids)
Source: RefSeq, a predicted model, not a curated record